AUAACACGCCUCCACCCGCCACUCUCGCCCGUAUUUACCACCCUUGCCACUAGGAGUAGCUGCAGCCAGAGCCGACGCGGUCCGGUCCACGCGGCCUCGCCAUGGCCGGCGACCGCAGGGGGGAGCCGCCCGUGGCGGCCGCGAAGGAGCGGGUGGCCGCGGCGGUGGAGGCGGUGGCGUCGGGCGGCUGGGAGUUCCGGAACGCGUACCGGCGCCAGCUGCUGGCGCUGUCCCGCCGGAUUCGGCUCCUGGGUCCCUUCUCCGAGGAGCUCCGGGAGGCGCGCCGGGCGCCCGCAGAUGAGGAGGAGGAGAGGGCGCUGGCGCCGCUCGCCGAGGCGCUGGAGAAGGCGCUGGAGCUGCUCCGGCUCGGCCGCGAGGGGAGCAGGAUCUUCUUGGUCCUUCAGAGGGAUAAUGUAAUGAAGAAGUUUCAAGAAGUAAUUGCUCAGCUGGAGCAAGCUUUGAGUGAUUUUCCAUACAAUAAAUUGGAUAUAUCAGAUGAAGUUAGAGAGCAGGUUGAGCUAGUGCUUGCACAGCUCAGAAGAGCAAAAGAACGGGUUGAUAUGCCUGAUGAUGAGUUCUAUAAUGACCUACUGUCUCUGUAUAACAAGAGCUACGACCCAAGUGCUGAACUGGCUAUCCUUGAAAGAUUGUCAGAAAAGUUAUACCUGAUGACCAUCACCGAUCUCACACAAGAAUCUCUUGCUUUGCAUGAGAUGGUGGCAUCCGGUGGUGGUCAGGACCCAGGAGAACACAUUGAGAAAAUGUCGAUGCUACUGAAGAAGAUCAAGGACUUUGUGCAAACCCAAAACCCUGAGAUGGGCCCGCCAAUUGCUUCCAAGCUAAUGGAUUCCAACGGGGACCCAAGACCUGUAACCAUUCCUGAUGAGUUCCGGUGUCCAAUUUCUCUUGAGCUGAUGAAAGAUCCUGUUAUCGUUGCUACUGGCCAGACAUAUGAGCGGGCGUGCAUCGAGAAAUGGCUAGGUUCUGGGCAUCACACUUGUCCAACUACACAACAGAGGAUGGCAAACACGACAUUGACACCAAACUACGUUCUUAGAAGUCUUAUCGCCCAGUGGUGUGAAGUCAAUGGGAUGGAGCCACCCAAGCGCUCGUCGCAGCCUAACAAGCCUACAUCCGCAUGCUCUUCGAGCGAACGUGCUAACAUCGAUGCUCUUCUGUUCAAGUUAUGCUCUCCAGAUCCUGAGGAGCAGAGGUCAGCUGCUGCAGAGCUUCGCCUUCUAGCAAAGCGGAAUGCAAGCAACCGGAUCUGCAUUGCUGAGGCCGGUGCCAUCCCCUUGCUAUUGAGUCUACUGUCGUCAUCUGACCUGCGGACUCAAGAACAUGCUGUUACUGCACUUCUGAACCUCUCCAUACAUGAGGAUAACAAGGCAAGCAUCAUAUCCUCUGGUGCUGUGCCGAGCAUAGUUCAUGUUCUGAAGAAUGGCAGCAUGGAGGCACGGGAGAAUGCUGCAGCCACGCUUUUUAGCCUCUCAGUGAUCGAUGAAUACAAAGUAACAAUCGGGGGAACAGGGGCUAUCCCUGCCCUUGUAGUUUUGCUAAGUGAGGGCAGCCAGCGGGGGAAGAAGGACGCUGCAGCAGCUCUAUUCAACUUGUGCAUUUACCAAGGGAACAAGGGCCGUGCGAUACGAGCUGGCCUUGUGCCGCUCAUCAUGGGGCUGGUGACAAACCCCACGGGAGCUCUCAUGGACGAGGCUAUGGCAAUACUCUCAAUACUGUCCAGCCACCCUGAGGGGAAGGCAGCCAUUGGGGCAGCAGAGCCUGUUCCUGUGCUUGUGGAGAUGAUCGGAAGUGGGUCGCCGAGAAAUAGAGAGAAUGCUGCAGCUGUGAUGUUGCAUCUUUGCAGUGGUGAGUAUCAGCUUAAGCAUUUGGCUCGUGCACAGGAGUGCGGGGUCAUGGUCCCUUUGCGGGAGCUGGCACUGAACGGCACGGAAAGGGGGAAGAGGAAGGCGGUGCAGCUGCUCGAGCGGAUGAGCAGAUUCCUGGUUCAGCAACAAGAGGAACAGGAAGCCCAGCUGCAGGCAUCGGCACAGGCCCUCCCUCAGGCCCCCGAACAGAUCCAAGAGACUGAUACCCCUGAACAAUUGGAUAGUCCUGCGCCUCAGUACCCUGUAGGGCCAUAGUCGCAUGAUGAUGAUAUGUCAUCGCCACAAGGUUGAGCCAGUAGUAUCCGACUCACCUUGCUUCCGAAUCCUAUCAGGUUCGCAAUUCAAAUGGGUGAUGAUCCGUCUGCCUUCUUCAUUGCUUGUAUGCUGAAGCUCCCAUUACUCCAUCUGUUUCUGUUGCUGAGAUGUGUACAGUGUAUUAAAUAUGCAGCUCCAAAUGUCAUGUAGCAACAUAAUUAAUCCAAGGCUUCGUUAUGUACAUUUUCACCGUGAUAACUUAUAUAAAAGAGAAGUUGUAGUAGCGGAUUUAAUCCUA
Messenger RNA from Phragmites australis (common reed), 2439 nucleotides. Its product is annotated as protein spotted leaf 11. Bases 102 to 2141 code for a protein of 679 amino acids. Gene Ontology annotation, biological process: cell surface receptor signaling pathway; protein ubiquitination. The record is from RefSeq and is a predicted model, not a curated record. Gene Ontology annotation, molecular function: protein binding; ubiquitin-protein transferase activity. Lineage: Eukaryota; Viridiplantae; Streptophyta; Magnoliopsida; Poales; Poaceae. Gene Ontology annotation, cellular component: nucleus; cytoplasm. The transcript has 4 exons.